Messenger RNA from Mangifera indica (mango), 1312 nucleotides. RefSeq names its product protein RGF1 INDUCIBLE TRANSCRIPTION FACTOR 1-like. The transcript is spliced from 4 exons. The coding region runs from base 135 to 809 and encodes 224 amino acids. The record is from RefSeq and is a predicted model, not a curated record. NCBI's taxonomy places the organism in Eukaryota, Viridiplantae, Streptophyta, Magnoliopsida, Sapindales, Anacardiaceae.
CCCAGACCCCCAUCCACCACCCACCACUACAAACAACCCCACAUCUUUUUCCACUCUCUUUCUCUCUGCCUUCAUUCAACUUUUCCCAAUCAAUAUUCUCUCUCUCUCUCUCUCUCUCUUUCUCACACGAAAUCAUGAAUGAUCAAGAACUACUCACAGUCAGAGAAAUCAAACCCAAAAACAGAAGAAUCAUGGGAGGAGGAGGUCCCGAUGAUCUAGAUGAAGAUGAUGAAAAUAUACAGUGGCCAACAUGGGUUCGUCCUCUUCUGCAAACCAGCUUCUUUGUUCAAUGUAAACUUCACGCAGAUGCCCACAAGAGUGAAUGCAACAUGUAUUGCUUGGACUGUAUGAACGGUGCUCUUUGUUCUCUUUGUCUGGCAUUUCAUAAAGACCACAGGCCAAUUCAGAUUAGGAGAUCAUCAUACCAUGAUGUGAUAAGAGUGGCUGAGAUACAGAAAUACAUGGAUAUCACGGGCGUUCAAACAUACAUAAUCAACAGUGCCAGAAUUGUAUUCUUAAAUGAGAGGCCUCAGCCAAGGCCCGGGAAAGGAGUCACCAAUACCUGCCGAGUUUGUGACCGCAGCCUCCUGGAUUCCUUCUCUUUCUGCUCUCUUGGUUGCAAGAUAACUGGGUCAUCAAAGAAUUUUCAGAAAAGAAAAAUGGGCAAUGAAAUCAAUGGAAAUGGUAAGAGCAAAAUACAAAGCUUUUCACCAUCAACACCACCAACUGCCAUGAGGUACAGGGCAACCAGGAGGAGAAAGGGAGUUCCGCAGAGAGCUCCAAUGGGAGGUCUUAUAAUACAAUACUGAGAAAUAUAUACUUGGUCAAUCUCUUAACAAUAAACCCAAAAAGCGGUAAAUUAUAGAAUAAUGAAAAUGUUACAGUAUGUGAUGUUUGAUAACAUUAUUGGUCGAUCGAUAAUUUUCAUUAGAGGGGCUUCAGUCUAAUGAUUAUCAUUGAUCUGAUUGAUAAUAUUAUCGAAUUAGUAACAUGUAUGACAUAGUUGUUCAACACCAGAGCUUUUGUCAACAGAGGCCGGUGUUAGAAACUAAACUAAGUUAUGGCUUGGAAAUGAAAAGAGUAAUAAGGAUUGUAAUAUAUAUUGUAUCCAAACGACAAAGGGGAAAAAAAUGGGCAUGGAGAUGAUGGGUUGUAAAAUAGUUUAUUCUGUGAAAGGUUUUGAUGUUAUGUGAUUAAUUGUAUAUAAAAGUUUAUUGAGUAGCUAAAUACUAUUGUAUUGUGAAAAUGAAUCGAGGGUGACAAAUAUAUUUUAAGAGAUCUCUAGUGUCACACUAGUAUUUUCUUUUGAAAA